Messenger RNA from Harpegnathos saltator (Jerdon's jumping ant), 1161 nucleotides. RefSeq names its product UBX domain-containing protein 1. Gene Ontology annotation, cellular component: nucleus; cytoplasm. Lineage: Eukaryota; Metazoa; Arthropoda; Insecta; Hymenoptera; Formicidae. Gene Ontology annotation, biological process: negative regulation of proteasomal ubiquitin-dependent protein catabolic process; negative regulation of protein ubiquitination; negative regulation of protein K48-linked deubiquitination. The transcript is spliced from 7 exons. Gene Ontology annotation, molecular function: K48-linked polyubiquitin modification-dependent protein binding. The record is from RefSeq and is a predicted model, not a curated record. Bases 154 to 1140 code for a protein of 328 amino acids.
UCACCCUAACUUUAGAGAGUAUAUGCCUGUAUUAGCAUGUAAGUAGCGCGUCGAUUCGACGUGACAUUUAAUUUUUGAACCGCGAUCGGAACACGCAUCGAAAGGUAUUUUGACGUUGGUGUAUUUUCCGAACGUGCCAACGAUCAAAGUAAGAUGUCGUCGGGCGUUAUAGAUAUACUUGUGGACAUGGGUUUCAGUAUAUCCAAGGCCGAAAAAGCCUUGGAGAUUACCGGCAACAAAGGUGUCGAGCCGGCGAUGGAAUGGCUGUUGGCGCAUUCCGAUGAGGCUGAGCCAACGCUUGAACCUACCAUGGCAGAAGGCGCUCCGGCACCGGUCACUGAUACACCGUCUCAGGAUAAUGUUGCUGGUGCUACCAGUGAGCAAGUGUCUACCACCGAGACGGCCAAAUCGAUGAAAUGUGAUAUAUGUGGCAAGCUCUUCAAGUCUAACUUAGAGGUAGAGUUUCAUGCUACGAAAUCAGGACAUGACAGAUUCUCUGAAAGCACAGAAGAAAAGAAACCACUUACCGAAGAGGAAAAGAAAGAACAGUUGAAAAUAUUGGAAGAAAAGAUGAGACAAAAGAGGAAAGAAAGAGAGGAGCAGGAGAAAAAAGAUGCAUUUGAGAGAGAAAGGAACAGGAUACGGUCAGGGAAGGAAAUGUCUGAAGCCAGAAAAAAAUUAGAAGAAUUAGAAAUGAUAAAGCUCUUUGAGCAAAGAAAACGUGAAAAAGCUGAAGAGAAAGAAGCACGACAGAGAGUAAGAGCACAGAUCGAAGCUGAUAAAGCAGCAAGAAAAGCUAAAGCAGCUGCUGAGAGCGGCCAAUUACUUAAUACCGUUCCAGUUCCAUCACCCACGACAUCUUCCUUGUCUACGACACAUCAUAGGAAAGAUUACAGUGAAACCAAGCUUCAGCUCAGGCUCACCAACGGGCAAACUUUGAUACAAAAUUUCGGAAGUAAAGAACAAUUGUCCGCGGUGAGAUUAUUUAUAGAGAUGAACAGGACGGAUGGUACUGGUCCUUUUCAAUUAAUGACUACUUUUCCUAAGAAAAUAUUUACAGAGGAGGAUUAUGACACACCAUUGGAUGUGUUAGGUUUGGUGCCCUCAGCAGUCGUGAUCGUUCAGAAGAAGGUGGAAUGAUGUAGCCAAUGAUAUCCUAAU